AGAUCCUCCUUCCUCCGCCUCCUGAAUUAUGGGAUCAAAGGUGUGCAUCACUACUCCUGGAGUUCUGUUCUUUCUUAUAGUUUAACAUUUCUGUCUUUUGGGAGAAGUGAUUUAUGGGUUUAAAGAAAAAUGAAGGAAUUCCUCACCAUAGUUCUUAUUUUGUAUUUGCCACACUUAUUUUUGGGAGACUUCUUAGUAACUGGUCAUGAAGAAUUCUCUGUUUUCUUCACAGCUAGUAUUUAUUAUUUAAAAAAGCAAACAGAUAAAUAAAUAAAACUUUAAAGGAUGUAAUUUUCUUUUAACUUUCCUCCUCACAAAUAGUAUUCAGUAUCUGUGUAAACACUCUUAAAGGCCAGGUGUGUGAUCAUAAGUCCACAUCAGGCACUUGCGUUAUCUUUUCUCUAAAGGAAUAGCUAGUCAAUGUUCUGGAUUCUUUAAAUUGAGAAGUGAAAUGGGUAUUAUGUACAUGCUUAUAGAACGAGGGAAAACAAGUCUCAGCACGUAGGUAAUUAGCAAAGUGUUAAGUAAGACUUUGUGAUCUAAGCCUUGAGAAGAAUUCUUUUGAAGAAGUAAUAUUUUUUAGGAUCCCCUGUUAGUGUCCUUACGAUCAGAUCCUUUGCAGACAUUUUGUAAAACCUAUUCUUAGUAGUUCUGUGAAUAGGUAAGGACCUGAGUUUGGAUCUCUAAAGUUCACACAGGGCUGGUUGGACUUGGUAUAUAUACCAGUCCUUCUUCAGUGAAAUGGGAGUGGAGACUGGAAUCCCAGGGAGUUCAAAGACUAGACACCUGGUCUCAAACAAGAUUGAACACAAGGACCAACACUCAAGGUUGUCUUUUAACUUCCACACAUGCCUCUACACAUGUAUACAGGAACAUAUAAGCAUACACAUUAAAAAACAAACAAAAAACCCAAACAAUGCUGGACAGCUAGCUCAGCAGAUAAGAAUACUUUUUGCUUUUGCAGAGGACCUGGGUUCAGACCUGUGCACAUGGGGGCCCGUAGCCAUCCCAGUUCCAUAGGAUUCUAUACCCUUUUCUCAACCCUAUUUGCUGCAUAUACAUACAUGCAUGCAUACAUACAUAAUACAUACAUACAUACAUACAGGCAGGCAAAAAUAUACAUAUACAAAUCUGUACAACAACAGAACCUAAACUAUUCUUAGCUUGUGAGCCAUAUAAAAGCAGGCAUUGUGCCAGGGCUUCAUCAAAGAUGAUAGUUCACCAGUCCUGUGUUUGUCACUGUUCUACUGGUUCACAGGAACUCUGGAGGUGCUCUGAAUUAUAGUAAUUGCCAGUCUUUGUUCAAGGCACUGAGAAAACAAUGAAACAAUAAAUCACUGCAUUUACUAGCAAGUAUUAAGUACCAAGUAGAGAAAGAAAAAGCAUAGGAGGGAAUUAUAUAUACCUGUAUUAUUUUCUAAACAGGGGUUUUGUGGUUAUGUACUUUGUGACAGAUUAAUGUAUUUUAAUGUAUUCAUUUGGCUUCUUAAAAUAGUACAGAAUAAACUAAAUUGUUGUCCUUUUAGAUUUCUGUUAACUGAUGUCCAGAGGACAUUCGCUUAGUUAGAAGUAUGGACACAGGUUACUGGGCUCUGCAGCCUUGACUAUAAAAUCAUGAUGCUAUAUUGCUUCUUGUUUAAUAAAAACUUUCUUAAUUUUACAUUUAUUGAUGGGUGUGUGCAUAUGUUAGUGAUUCUGGUUAUCAAACCCAAGACCUUUUAUAUGUCAGGUAAAUGCUGUAUUGUUGAGUUACAUCCUCAGCCUUAGGAUGAGUUUUGUACAUAGUUUUAAAUUAUCUCUGUUCUCUUUUAACAUAGUAGCUGUAGUAUAGAUACUUAAUAAUCCCUUUGUUCUUUUAAUGUGGCCUAAUGAGGAAAACAAAAUUUUCUUUUUAGAUUUAUUUAUUUAUUUAUUGUGUAUGCAGUAUUCUGCCAGCAAGAAUGCCUACAAGUCAGAAGAGCAUAUCAGAUUGCAUCAUAGAUGGUUGUGAGCCACCAUUUGGUUGCUGGGAAUUGAACUCAGGACCUCUGGAAGAGCAGACAGUGCUCUUAGCCUUUGAGCCAUCUCUCCAGCCUGAAAGAUAAAUUUUGUAUGUGGUAUUUUUUUUUUUUUUGCUGUUCGAUUCAAGAGUUAUUCAGGUGCAUACUUUGUUUUAAUUAUGAGAAACAAAAGAUAAAUCAGAAACAAUUAUUGCCCUCAAAGGGAAUAGUUUCUGGAAGCAGUUUAUAAAUUAUAAAUAUGGCUGUUGGCUUAGUUUUGCUCUUUCAUGUAUUAGGAGUGAUCAUUUGCACUUGAGGUGAGCGGGGUAGUACACCAAGAUGGAGCUAGGGCUGUCCAUUCUGAGUGGAAAGCUGGCGCAAGAAUACAGCAGAUAGGAUGUCGACAGGUAGAUUAUGAUUCUGGAGAGUAAGACUGCACUUCCAAAAGAAGGAAGAGCUGGGGAAGCAAGGUCUAAUCGAGGAGAAAACGCCAGCUGUGUUUGGAGCUAAAGUAGUCUUCUGACUAGUUUGUGUGUGAUCUUAGGCAUCAGAUGAAGGUAGACAGUAGGGAGCCACUGAAGUUGCAUUGGGUGGAUUAAUCCAGUAGCAUAGUUGGUAAUGAAUAAUGAGAUGAUUUUUCAUUGCUGUAUCUUUUAUUUUCUGUAAAAUUAAAAUAAAUGUAAACUUAAUUUAGCUGUCAAAUAACAGUAAGAAUCUUCACUGAUGAAUAUGGAAGCAGGAACAUGCUUAUGUUCUCAUACUGCACCUUUUUUGUUUUUUCAACAGGGUUUCUCUGUGUAGGCUGACUGUCUUGGAACUUGAUCUGUAGACCAGACUGGCCUUGAACUCAAGAGAUCUGACUCUGCCUCCCUGCCUCCCUGCCUCUGCUGAGAUUAUCUUGUCAAUUUAAAAGUCUAUGGUCUAUGGCUUAGGCAGGAAAUAGGGGUGGGACAUUGGGAGGAGAAAGAAUUCUGGGAGAGAAGGAGGCAGGGAGAGGAACCUGAAAUGAUGGGAGGAGGUGGACGCAUGGUACCUGAGCACAGGUGACCAGCCACGUGGAAAAAUGUAGGUUAUAUGGGUUGUCUUUGAUUUAAUCAGAGUAGAGCCUAGCUAGAUGGCCAAGGUAUUUGUAAAUAUAAAUUGAGCCUAAGUCUUAUUUCUGGGAGCGUGGGGCUGAGAGGCAAAAAACAGACCUAACUUAAACAUCUGCCUUUGUGUGUACCACUGCAUAUCUAAUACUGUACCAAUUUAUAAAACUAAUUAAAUUCACCUUUGUUGACUUGUGGUUUAAAGUUCUGUAUUCAGGCUCUUUUGCAGAUAGAUUAAUAUUACAAAAACACAUUUCUGAAUGAUACUACUCAAAAAGCCUUUUAGGCUUUUGUGUGUGUUUGUGGGGGGGUGUCUGCAGACUUAAUAUCCCAGUAAUAUAGGCCUAGUGAGAAUUUAGGCCCUUUCUCAAUUACCUCCCCAUGCAUUCCCUACUCUAUACAUACUAUUCUUUAGCUUUCUCUUGAUGUUACAUUUCUUUGUAGUUGAUGUGACCUUCGCAGAGAAGGGUGUGUACUAAAGUGCUGAGAACUUGGGCUACUAGGUCAUAUUUGGCAGAGCUGAGAUGAGAGGUACUUAAACUUGCUGUGUGCCAGGUAUUGUGGCAGAUCAUGGAGCUCAGAUACCAAUUGACACAUAAGUGGUCUCUGCUCCUUGUAGACGUAGUCUGCAGAAUAUUUUAAUCAUUAGUAAUUAAUGCACUGCUGUAAUUGCAAACUGGGUGAGUCCUGUUGGGAAAUACUCUGGGGUACUCUGAGCAAGUAUAAUGAGGAGAAGGGGUGAAGCUGAUUUAGAGAGGCAUGUGGGGAACAUCUUUUGGAAGUGAAUUUAAAAUGAGGAUUGAAAUGGGAGAGCAUGUAGACAAGGUGCCUUAUCUGUUCCUGUUCUAUCUUCCAAAUAAUUAACACAAAGACCUGUUAAGUUUAUUAACAAACUGUAAGCCUAGGCUGGGCAGCAGGUUCUGAGCUAUUCUAACCCUUUAAAGCUGUUAAUAUCAGAAAAAUGCCCAGUUACUUGCCAAUCUGGUCUUGCCUUGGCUUUCUCUGAUCCAUUUGUCCCCUGCUGUGUCCUGAUAUAUGGAAACCUCCUGGUCUCUCCAUGUGGUCCUUCUCUCACUGGGAUCCCUGGUUGGGAUUAGAAGAAGUCCAGCCUUUCUAAUUCCACUGCCUUUGACCAAUCAGAAGAAGAUGGAUAUCCUAGGUUUUGGGCUAAUAUCCACUUAUCAGUGAGUACAUAUUGUGUGAGUUCCUUUGUGAAUGUGUUACCUCACUCAGGAUGAUGCCCUCCAGGUCCAUCCAUUUGGCUAGGAAUUUCAUAAAUUCAUUCUUUUUAAUAGCUGAGUAGUACUCCAUUGUGUAGAUGUACCACAUUUUCUGUAUCCAUUCCUCUGUUGAGGGGCAUCUGGGUUCUUUCCAGCUUCUGGCUAUUAUAAAUAAGGCUGCUAUGAACAUAGUGGAGCAUGUGUCCUUCUUACCAGUUGGGGCAUCUUCUGGAUAUAUGCCCAGGAGAGGUAUUGCUGGAUCCUCCGGUAGUACUAUGUCCAAUUUUCUGAGGAACCGCCAGACUGAUUUCCAGAGUGGUUGUACAAGCCUGCAAUCCCACCAACAAUGGAGGAGUGUUCCUCUUUCUCCACAUCCACGCCAGCAUCUGCUGUCACCUGAAUUUUUGAUCUUAGCCAUUCUGACUGGUGUGAGGUGGAAUCUCAGGGUUGUUUUGAUUUGCAUUUCCCUGAUGAUUAAGGAUGUUGAACAUUUUUUCAGGUGCUUCUCUGCCAUUCGGUAUUCCUCAGGUGAGAAUUCUUUGUUCAGUUCUGAGCCCCAUUUUUUAAUGGGGUUAUUUGAUUUUCUGAAGUCCACCUUCUUGAGUUCUUUAUAUAUGUUGGAUAUUAGUCCCCUAUCUGAUUUAGGAUAGGUAAAGAUCCUUUCCCAAUCUGUUGGUGGUCUUUUUGUCUUAUUGACGGUGUCUUUUGCCUUGCAGAAACUUUGGAGUUUCAUUAGGUCCCAUUUGUCAAUUCUCGAUCUUACAGCACAAGCCAUUGCUGUUCUGUUCAGGAAUUUUUCCCCUGUGCCCAUAUCUUCAAGGCUUUUCCCCACUUUCUCCUCUAUAAGUUUCAGUGUCUCUGGUUUUAAGUGAAGUUCCUUGAUCCACUUAGAUUUGACCUUAGUACAAGGAGAUAAGUAUGGAUCGAUUCACAUUCUUCUACAUGAUAACAACCAGUUGUGCCAGCACCAAUUGUUGAAAAUGCUGUCUUUCUUCCACUGGAUGGUUUUAGCUCCCUUGUCGAAGAUCAAGUGACCAUAGGUGUGUGGGUUCAUUUCUGGGUCUUCAAUUCUAUUCCAUUGGUCUACUUGUCUGUCUCUAUACCAGAAGAUGGAGAAGAGUGUUUACAAAACAAUGACACAGGUGAUGCUUCAUAGACAUAGUAAUAUACUCAACUCUCUGCUAGUAUAGAAAUCAUGUGUGACCACACCUAGUUAGAUAAAAUAAUUUUGUUGAGAGUUUUGUUAAUAGUGUAUUCUUAGUAUGUAGAAAACUGCAUGUACCAGGCAGUCAGUGGCUCAUAGCUGAGUGAAUGAGUGGAGUAAAAGCUGAGGGGACAGGGAAAACACAGUCUGGAUAGGAAAGGCUUGGUAGUUGAAGUAGUUAGAAAAGAUGUGGAGAAGCCGUGGGUUUAAGACAGAAUUUGUAAGAAAAACUAAUAGGAUAGUUGACAGUGAUAAAGUAAUUUUGUUUAUCUGUUGUGCCCCAAGCUCAGUAUUUCCUUAAACUACCAUGUUAGUAAUUAGAUAAGAGACCUUGUUCAGUGUAGUGAAGGCUAGUGAGAAUUUAGUAAGUAUUCAGCUGCUGAAAAUAUUUGUAUAAGGUUUGGGUUUUUUCUGUUUUGUUGUUUUGUUUGUUUGAUUUUUGUCCUGGGGAGGAUUGUACUCACAGGCUCAAGCGUGUCAGGGAGUGCAUUACUGACUGAGAUAUGGUCUUAGCUCUUGAUGUAUACUGUUUUGUUUUGCAUUUUUGGAGUCAUGGUCUCAUGCUGUAGGCCAGGAAACCCCUGUGUAGUUAACAGGCUGGUCUCAGACUUGGCAGCGCUCUCCUAACCUCAGCCUCUUGGGUGUUAGGUCUCUAGCAUGAGCUCUCAUGUUGGUUUCCUUGUCUACUUAAAAAUAGGACUAUGAUGCCUGUCAAGGUGGCUCUGUGUUAAGAGUGUUUGCUGAAAAGACUGAUGACCUGAGUUCAAUUCCUUCCACCUGGUGGAAGGAGAAAAGUGACUGUUGCAAGUUGUCACAUGCAAAGGACACACACUAAAUGAAUAAACAAGUAAAAUACGUUUAAAUUUAAAUGGGGUUUGUGAGAUAGCUUGUUGAAGUACCCUGUGAUGUGGUUCCUACCUAGGCACAAAUUUUGUUCAUCCCGUUCUUCCCAGGGAGAGGCAAUGAUCAGACACUCUCUUGUAAAUACCCUAGAGUGAACAGACCUGUCCACUUUUCUUUCCCAAAGAGAAUUGCCUUGUUCAAAAAGUCUGUAGUGCUGCAUUUGAGAAUUAGAGUUAGUGGUGUUAACGUCUACACAUGUGAACCCUAAAAUAACCAUAUCCAUAUCCAUUCAAAGAGUGAUUCGAAGUGGUUGUUUUCUUUCUCUCAACUUUUGUUUUUUGAAAUUAAAAUUACACCAUUUUCUUCCCUCAGACUCCUCCCAUGCACCUUUUGUGCUCUCCCAAAUUCAUGGCCUUUCCCUUUAAUGUUUUUUUCAUUUGUUUUAGACAAUUUUUGGUCUAUAACUGACCUACUUCCAUGUACAUGCACAUAAGUCUAGCUGAAAAACAUCCUUUCAAAAUAGCUAUUUUGGAAAGGGCAUACAGUGUUUUAAUUUUGCCUGUUAUUACAGUUGCCUUUGAGAUAGUGCAAAGUUUUAAGUUUUAAGUCUACUCACUGGUACUAGGAGUUGAUUGUGGCUUCUGAAUACACUGUGUAGUGUAAUGUGAUUGGGCAUUAAUUAAAUAAGUAUCAACUAUAAAGUAAGAUUUUAUAAAAUUGUAGCUGACUUUAAAGUAGUUUAAAAGUACUACUUUUACAACAUCUCAGCAAAUAUUGGGAAUAUGUACACAUGUACACAUUUUCAGGUAAUUUAUCAGAUGUCAAAUUUUAAAAGAGUAUAUAGUAUUAGGAAAACAAAAUGAUAAUAUUAGAAGUUACUUUAGCACAACUUUGGGAGAACAGUGUAAUACAUUGAAUUUGAAAUGUUUGCACUGUUUAACUGAAAUCCGUUAUCACUAGUCAUUUGUUUAUAGAAUUAGUUUAAGCUAUCAGGGAAAGAUAUAUAAACAGUACUACUUCUUGAAGCUCGGAUGUUAGUGGAAGUAGAAAUAAUUCAAUAGAGCAUAAUAUGUUGUUUUAACACACCAGAAAUGAGAGCUAUGUGUAUGAUGACUUCUUUUUUUAAAAAGGAGAUGUAAAAUACAUGUAUGGCAUAAGAUGAAAAUUUAUGUAUCUAAGUCACAUGUAUCAGGAAAACCUGGGAAAGUAAAUACUAAAUGUAACAGGAAUAGGACAGUUUCUUAUGUUUUAGACUUAUCUGGUUGUUUUAUGCUGAGUAUCUUUCAAAAACAGUAACCAAAUCUAUUUUAAAGCCAGACAUUAUUAUCGAAUCACUUUAUAGCUGUCUUUUUCCUUUUUAAAAAAAUUAUUUUUAGUUAAGUGUAUGUGUGUGGGUUUGUGCCUGUGAGUGCAGGUGUGCACAGAGGUCAGAGGCAGUGGAGCUCUUGGGGCUGGAGUUUAGGUGGUUGUGAAGUCUAUGUGCCAAGCUCCUCAUUAGCCUCAUACAACUAUGUUUUUUAUUGCUUUAAGCUGACUUUUGUCGUACAAACCAGAGUUAUUUAUAUUUUUGAUUAGCCAACGAUUCCUAGGACUUGUGAUUUCUUGCUCAGUUAUUUUUUCAUGCCUUCAAGAUGACAAUCAGUUGAUGUUUUUUAGUCUGUUAGCCUUGACUGCACACUUCAUCCUGUAGGUGGUGCUCGUGGUUUUUGGUGUUCUUUUGUGCUACUUCUAUCUCAACAUUUUCCUAAUCUGGGAAAUCAUUUAAUACCCACUGUUGUUAAUAGAAUGCUUAUCUUUUAUGUAACUCUUGAAAAAUCAGUAUUUACUAUUUAAAGAAAUAUUUGUAGCAGAAAAUAAUCUGUAUUAAAUUUUUUUUUGUAGAGUUUAUUUUGCAUUUUACUUGUCUACUUAACUACUUAGUGUAAUAUUGGAAAUUUUUAUUUUAAUUCUGAAUUUUACUAGCCAACUCCUCAAAAUUCCCCAAGUCUAGCAGAACUAAAUUAUCACAAUGAGUUCUUUUUUAAGUCCUCCCUUCCCUUCUCUUUGUGUGUGACUCUCACUCUUCUCUCUCCCUUUUUUCUCAUCUGUCAAGUUCAAGAGCAGCUCAGAUGCCAUGAAUUAAGUGAAGCACAAAAGAGAGAAAGGAGACCCUUUUGAAGAACAAAGGCCUCCCAUUAGGCUGCCAUGUUCUUUUCUGACCAAAAGUGCACCCUGCAUGGUUCCUAUUGUUGUCCACAUGCCCUGCACAUACGGUAAAUACAGUAGAUCCUCAUUACCUCACGUUUUCCUCCCCUUCCUCCUAUGCCACACACAACCAGUGCAGCUUUAGGUCUUUGAUAUCUUUAGGCAUUCUUAAUACAGAUGCUUUAUAUCCUUUUAAAAACUACAGGGGAAGAAAUGGAAGUGGAGAACAGGCACACCAAGUAAAACCCCACAAGAAGGGAAAAUUAGCUGUUAGAUAAGCUGCAACCCAAGAGCCAGGGCAGGUGGAGGAACCAAAGACUUAUGGUGUUAUUCUGCUCUGUGCUAGUUAGCAUCCUGGCUUUUAAAGUUACAACUUUGAUUUAUAUGGACUAUGGAUUAGUUAUUCUUCUCUUUGUCCAUGCGACAGAACAGACAAGCGGGACAAAUUGAGUUGCUGAGUGCAGUCUUUAAAUGAGAGCUUGUUGGUAAUCUGCAUGCUUGCCUUUGCUGUCAUGUACGUGACUUAUCCAUAGGUUCAUUGCUCUGUUUUCAUUGGAAAUGAACUGCAUUACCUAUAGGUUACUACUCGUGUUCUCAUUGGAAUUGAACUGAAUUAUCUGUAGGUUUAUUAUUCUUGUGUUUUCAUUAGAAUUGACCUAAAUCUUCUAUAGGUUUGUUAUUCUGUAUUUUCAUUGGAAUUGAACUGUGGACUGGGGGAAAAAAAGUUUUAAGUGGUAAAUAGAGUAAACUGUGCAGAGCUUGGUUGUUUACAUUUUUUUGAGGCAGGGUCUCAUGUAGCUCACAUUGGCUUUGAACUCACGCUGUAGCUGAGGAUGACCCGGAUACCUGAUGUACCUUUACUUCCUAGUUGCCAAGGUUAUAGAUGUGUGCAGCAACCCUACCUGGCCAGAAGUUGCUGAAAGUUCAUGUUGUAUGCAUUUGAGAUUAGUCUGUACAGUUGUUUUAAUGUUGCUGGAAACGCCCGUGGUACUUAACUUACAAAGGAGUGUGUGGUUCUUGAUAUUUGCUCACAGUUAACUAUGGAGGAAAAGACUGUCAUUACCAAGCAUGUCGAAGUAGCUAAAGGCCUCCUUAUUGUACAGCAAACAUGGAGUCCUGACGACUAGAGGUUUGGGUAUUGGUUUUAUUUUUAUUCUUUGAAAGAAAUUUGACAGUUUUUUGGUAUUGUUAAGGAGAAAAGAGAUGGAAAGAAUGCCAGAGGAGAAAGGAUGUACUUUUACUGUAAUUUUAAAUAAAAACAUUUGUUUUGAUGUAGGAAAGAGUGAGAACCGACCUUUCGGCAGCAUGUGCUUUCUUUCUGUAAGACUGAGCUGACGACAAGCAGUUUGUGGCAGCGCUUACAGGCUGUCUUGAACUCACUGUGGAUUAUGGGGCUGCCCUUUUAGGAUUAUAGAUAUGAUUUAGUGAGGUUAAAAAGAACAUUAAAUAAACCUUUUCUAGAAAUAGUGACAUUUUAUUUUGAAAUUUUCAUGAGAUGAAAUUGAUGUUCUGGCUUCUUUUUCUACUUGACAUUCAUAUUAAAAAUACCUAACAUUUAACUUUUUUUGCCCUAAAAUUUUUUCACUAAUAUUGAAACCUGGCUUAAUGCGUGUGAUUGUAAUUGUGUGUGUGUGUGUGUGUGUGUGUGUUUGAGAGAGAGAGAGAGAGAGAGAGAGAGAGAGAGAGAGAGAGAGAGAGAGAGAAGGAGAGAGAAAUAUUUGAAAAAAAUGUGUUUGAGAGAGAGAGAGAAAUAUUUGAAAAAAAUAUUUGACCUUACUUAGAUGCUUUUUAGGAAUAAUGAAUAGUUUCAUGUUUUGAGGGUACAGUAGUCAGCAAGAAUCCUUCAGAUUAUAUACUUGACAGCAAAAUAAAAGGCAAAAAUCUUCUUGCUUUGUGUUGUAUAGGUAAUUACCAUUUCUGUUGACUGUAUGCAACGAGGACUCUCAGGCAAGUAAGAGACUUGUUCUAAUUUUGUCUUGCUUUUGCCACUGGUCACACAAUUUUCCUCUUUUGUUUUUUGCGGGGUGGCAUUUGCCGUCAGAAGAAAUCACUGACAGUCACACCCAGAUUGCUAAACUCCAGUGCAUUCACUGAUAUGUUCUGCUGGGAUCACUGGUGACAGCUUUGAUACAGGUGCAUUGAAACAUUUGCCUUUGAGAGAUGGAAAGUGAGUUCUCGUUCUUUUAUUGCAUGCUCUUGUCUCCUGCCAUCACAUUUCAAGAACAGUUUUGUUCCUAGCAUUCGGCCUGUCACUAGUGCCCCGCUGUUUCUCUUUGCUAAUCAGAAUGUCCCCUGCACAUCCAGACAGUUCAUACAUGGAGGGCUACUGCUGUGAAAUAAAUGUGACUCCAGGCCUCCAAGGUUGUGGUCAUAAUUUUAUAAGUUAGUAUUGAUUUUUAACAUUUUGUAUAUUAUGCUGUAAAUGAAAUUGAACUUACAUUGUUUUAAAUAGUUUCUUUUAGAACCAUUAGCUUUAGAUUUAAAGACAUGCUAGGUCUUUAAAAUAUACCGUUGUUCAAUUAUAACCAUAGUACACAGAAUUAGAAAAAUCAAGUAAACAGUAACUUUUAAAAUCAGAAAGAAUACCCAGGGAAGUGGUGAUAGAAGCAAUUUAGAGCUGUGAGCCAGCUUUCCUCUUUGAGCUUUCUUUGAAGCUAUUUGAACAGUUGCUGGGGUAAUUUUAAACAUUAAAUGUAUUUGUGACUAAAAUCUUCCUUCUCUAGCUACUAGCUACCAAAGCCUCACAGUGGUCUCAUUAUAUAGAAUUUAAAUGAUGGUUAAAAGAGACAGGGAAUAAUAAGGUUGGUUAAACCUAUAUUUAUUAAAAGAUAGAGCAUGAAAAGAUUUGAAGCCUUAUAGUAGUUCAAGGUAGUAGGAUUCAUAAAAAGUUGAGAUGCCCUCCCAGAACCCCUGCUCCCCCCCCCCCCCAAGGAUAGAUUUUGACUUAAAAACAUUCAUCUGUGCCCUGGGGAGAGAGAUGGAAUGAAACGAAGACUUCAGAAAGUUUCCUUGGAAGACUUAGAACUGGGAAUGGAAAGUAGAAAUUAAUGAACUAUCAAGAGAGAAACAAUUUUUAUUUCCACAAACACUGAUGAAAACCGGAGGACAGACAGUGAUCCUUAGGCCACUCUCCACGUGCUCCUUGUGACUCACGUGCUCUGUCGCCACGUUCUGCAACCCAUGCUAUCUGUAUUUACUUGGCCCAGGGGCAAGGGUUGGUUUUAUGUUUUCAGAUGUGUAAAAAAAAAUUAGAAUGAACAAGAUUUUAUGGUAUAUUAAAAUUAUUUGAAAUUGAAAUGCUAACAGAUAAAAUUAAACUUAAAUCAAGACACAGAAAUAGCCACUUGUAUAUGUAUUGUCUUUGGUAUUUCUAGCUGUUCCUGGGCUGCAAUGAUAAUAUGGAGUAGUUGUAUCAGAGACUAUAUGGCUCAUAAAAGCUAAAUUUCAUGCUUAUUUCCUGGCUAUUUACCCAAAUUUGCUGGUCACAGAAAUGUAGCAUGUUUUCUAAACUAGAAGUUCUUGGCCAUUAAUGAAAUUCCUUUAUACCUUUACCCGGUAAAUAAUUUUAUUAUUAUUAUGCAGUACCUGCAUAGUCAGUGUGUUUUUGUUCUCCAUAAUACUCCCUUGGUUGAGUGUUUUGUGUUUUUUUUUUUUUUUUCCCCUUUAGAGAUAGGGUCUCCAUAGAUAACUCAGUCUACCCUUGAACUCAUGAUCCCCCAAUGAUAGCCUUCCACGCUUGGAUUAUAGGGGCUUGAAGGCUAGCAAGUAUUUAAUUACUUCUGGUUCUCUCAUUUGAAUUAUGAAAAAAAAUUAUUUUUCAGAAGUCAGUCUAAUUUGCUGUUCCAAGUCUACUGAAAACUUUGUAGCUCUAUCUUUAUUCAUGCUUACAAAAAUUACAAGAACUUAAACAUCAGAAUUGCUAUUUGCUAUUUGGAAAAGCUACAUUGAGAUGAGCAGUUAGUCUUUUCUUGAAGGUAUUAGUACUAACAGAGGUUAUGUAUUGGAUACUUUAAGAUACAUUAGAAGUGAGUGCUGUCAAGAUGUCUUAGUAGCUGAAGGUGCUUGCUGUCAAGCCUUUCAAACCCACAUGUAGAAAGACAAAAUCAACCCCUGUAGUUGUCCUCUGACCUCCACAUACUGGCCCUGGUUCACCCACACAAUAAAUAAAUGAAUAGUUUUCUAAGAUGUACUAAGUGAUCACAUUCUAAACAUAUGCUGCCAACACUGGCUUAUCUUUCUCUUGUUCUCGGGUCUGCUUUGUUCAUCUCCUGUCAGACGUAGGAGAAGUGUGGUAGUUGUUGGGAGUAACAUGGAAGUCUUGUAAUAUUCUGAAUAAAAAUUUAGGGUAACUUCUAUUAGGAGUUUUUGAGUUGCCUGGGUAAAGGGAGUACUGUGUGCAUGAGGAUUUGAACUUAUACUCCAUUUCUCUUCUUUCUAUUAAGCCUCACUUGCCUCAGCCAAUAAAAAUAUGAGAUUUAAAUACUAAAUGAGAAGCUGUAGAGUUUGCUUGACAGUUAACAGUUGCUGCCCUUCAGAUGACCCAAGUUUGGUUCCCAGUGUCCGUAUCAGGCAGCGUCAGAGGAUCUGAUACCCACUUCUGGCCACCCACAAACACUAAUAAAAACCUUUUAAAAUAAAGCAGAAGAAGUUAGUAAGUUUACCAGAGGUAGAAAAGCUGUAGUUAAUUUUCUUGCUUUCUUUCCCUUCCCGAGAAAUCGGGCCUGACUGGACCAUGCUGCUUAUGAUUGAAUUAACUCAUAGAGGAAAAACAAAAGCCAGAACCAUUGAUUAAACAUUUAUUCUGAGUGAACAACUGCUACUAGAUAAAGAUGAGACCUCAUAGCUAAGUUUUCUCAGCCCUUAUCAUAUCUAAGCAGUAAUGAGUGAUAGUUCCUUCACUUCUUAGUGACUACUUCACACAAAUGUAAGGGUUAUUCUAUAUAGACCUUUCCUGCAUGUGUAAACUAUUCCGUUUGUGUGGUGGUUUCAAAGAGAAAUGUUUCCUGUGGGCUCAGGUCCUUGAACGCUUAGUCCCCAGUUGGUGCUGUUUGGGAGUUGGUACAGUCUUGCUGGAGGGAUUGACCACUGGUUUGUGAAGUACUGUGAACUUUUACCCAGAACUUUCCUUCUUUGACACCCUUGACCACUCACUCUCUCUCUUGAAACUGCCCUCCCUGGAAGCUGAAAUCACGCCUCUGUUUCCUCUCUUCUACCUGGUAACUCUCCUACUUUGUCUCCUUUGUUUCCUUAGAUGUUGGAUUCCUGAGGGCUUGAUUCUAGGAUUCCAUUUCUUUUCAUUCUACAGCCUAAUGUAUUCAUGCCCAUGGCUUCAGUUACUGUUUGCUGAUGCUAUCUGGCAUUUCCUUGUGUCCUGUAUUUCAGGGAGAAAUAUCAAAUUAUUCAUGCCCAAGGAAAAGACAUGCUCCCCUUUACUUUCCAAAUCCAUAGCCUGUCUUAUCCUAGCAUAGGCAAUCCUUAUCUUCCCUCCUGGAGCACAGCAGGUACACUGGUUCCCCCCAGUAGGUGUCCGUACAGAAGCAACUGCAGUGUAUGUUCUGAAAGGACAAAUGUAACCACUCUUAGGAUUAUAACUUAGGUCAUUUGGGUGACACAGCCCAUUCUACUUUCUCAGUCUCUUCCCUUGCCUGUCUAUACAUAAGCCACUUAGGCCUGUGUCCAGAUUCUGACAAAUAUCCUGCUUUGACCUUCUACCUCUCUUUCCUAGACAGUUGUCAUUUUAUUAUUUGCAUCUCAACACAAAGACAGUUUCUGUACAAAAACUGCUUGGUGCAGUAAUUCCACAGAUGUGGAAGGCACUCCAGGAGUCGGAACUAGAGAGGAGAGGUCUGGCUAGAAGGGAAACAGCAGGAGCGCAAAGUGGUCCUCAGCAGUACUGAGAACAGGGUUUGAUGUUUCUUAGACUGGCCUCUAACUCCUGGCCUAAGUUGAUCCUUAGUCCUCCUGUCUCAGCCUCUACUUAGGAAUACUGGUGCUUGGUAUUGGAGGAGUUUGUUGUGGUUGGUUUGUUUGCUUGUUUGUUUUUCUUUUUUUAAUGACUAGUCAGACAAAAGAAGGUCACUGAUAGCUUUUAGAAGCUUGAAAUACUACAUUCUACAGCACAAAACAGAAUUCCCUCAAAAAAAUAUGCUCAAAAAUUUCAGUAGUGCUAAGUUUAAGAUAUAGUGGUCAAAUGCAGGGUACCGUAGAGAGAACUAAUGGAAACAUGCAUCUAUAUUAUUGCCAUCGCAUCCAUUCUUCCAAUAAACAGAGACAUGAGUACAAAUUUAACUCAAGCAUGUUUAGCUCAGCAUGGUACAUGUAAAUGUGUCCCUAAAACAGAAGUUCUACCUGCUCAGCAUGGUCUUUCACCAUGCAAAAUAGAUGCUAAAUGAAGCCAGCUUUGCUAUAACCUCCCAGCUGUGUUGUCUCUCCCUCCUGGGGAUAAAAAAAAAAGAAAAAAGAAAAUAUAAAGAACAUUUGUUUAGAGUAGAUAAUAAUUUUUUUUUAAUAACUCUGACAGUGUGGGAACUAAUAGGGUCAGGGGAAAGAGAAGGAAGGGAAGAUAGCCUACUUCCAGCCAGAUUUCCUCCUAUACUCUGGGCAGGCAGAUGUGGGAGGGCUGCCAGACGCUUUCCACUUGGCCCUGGGUGGGCAUCUAAGCCACUGACCCCACUCGAUAGGGGGUGGACAAGGAAGGGGCAGCCUCUGAAACCAGGGGGCCCCAGAGCGACACCCUGUAGCCCUGGGGUUAUGGGAGAGAGGGCUGAGGGAGAGAGGUUUCCACGCAGGUGAGAGUAAGCGCAGUGGGCCUUGAUGGACAGAGACAGACAGACAGACAGACACACAGAGAGAGAGAGAGAGGGAGAGAGAGAGAGAGAGAGAGAGAGAGAGAGAGAGAGAGAGAGAGAGACCCCAGCCAUGGCUAAGAGGAGAGAAGGGGGAAAAGGAGAGAGAGAAGAAAGGCUAGAGAGGAAGAGGGAAAGAGAGGGAGAGGAGAGAAGAGAAGAGAGUAAGGGGAGUAAGAGCAAGAGAGUGAGGAGGGGCCAAGUAGCCCCUCUUAUGGUAUGCUGUUAUCUUUAUUGUUGCUAGGUAACUGGGGAGGAGUUUAGCAUGAAGGUCAGAAGCUUGGGACAUUGUCUACUUGACUUCUAGCCAUGCUUCUUUUGUGGGGGCUGAGGGGCCAGUAACUUCCACAGGAGCCCUGGUUCCAGGAGACAUGAGAGAACUCCUUCCAUCCCAUGUAGGUGAUCUGCAUAUAGUUCAAUGCCCCAUAUGACAGGAAGUCUUUAAACUUUUAAAAUUCACUUUAUAUCCAAUUGCUGCCCCCCCUUUCUGAUCCACCACCCACACAGUCCCUUCCCUAUCCCCCUUCCCCUUCUCCUCUGAGAGGGUAAAGGCCCCCCUGGGUAUCCCUCCACCCAGGCACAUCAAGUCUCUGCAGGGCUAGAGCGUCCUCUCCCACUGAGGCCAGAUAAGGCAGCACAGUUAGGGGAACAUAUUCCACAGACAGGCUGCAGCUUUACGGACAGAUCCCACUCCAGUUGUUGGGGGACCCACUUGAAGACCAAGCUGCUACAUAUGUAUGGGGCCAAUACAGUUCUUAAUAGCAGCCUUAUAAAUUUCUGUAUAUCGUGCUAGGUAACUGAUACAAUAAAAUAAUAAAUUUAAGAAAGCUUUGUAUUACUUUACUGAAGAACAGUAAACCCAAAGACUAAGACAUUUGGGGCUCUCAAGGGGAGACUUAGGAGUACUAUGUUACGGUUAGAUUCCACUGUCAGGUGCUGCUGAGCAGUUUAGUUUACCCAAUACCCUUUUCUUUAUUUUUCAUAUGUAAAAUUGAAUGAUAAAAGAACUUACAUGAUUGUUCUUGUGAGAAGAAACUAGUUAAUGCCUGUCACACUGUGGCUAUUUAAAAAAAAAACAAAACAACAACAACAACAACAAAAAACCUUGAGCUAGGAAUGGAUUUUAUUUUAUUUUUCUUUUAACAGGGUUUUUUAGUGUGGCCAAGGCCUGAAUCUCACUAUGUUGAUUAAGAUGGCCUCAAACUCUCAAGUGCUGGGACCAGCUUUAGUUUUUAUAUUUAUGAUAUUAAAAAAAUGGGAAGGUGAGUGACAGAUUAGGGGUCCACAAGGCCUAAUGUUGUUGCUCUGUAUAAUUAUUUCCCAGAAAAUGCUAGUUUCUGGGAAUGUUUAUGCUAUUGUGAGUAUGGUAGUUUGCCAAUGAAUGUUAGAAUGAAAGAUAGCUGUUAGAUGAGAACUGGAGUUAGAAAAGAAUGAUUGUGGAUACUACUGACUAGAGAAGGAAGUCACAGUUGUGACUACUGGUGAUUACUUACAAGGGGAAAAAAAACAAAGCCAAACAAAAUGAAAGUCAGUAACAUUGUAGAAGUAGCAAAACCAGUGGAAUCCAGAAGGACUUCCUCUUUUGGAAAUGGGGUUAGGAAUGUUUUAGGGUCCUCUAUCUUUCUGCUGUGUUUAAAAAGUUAGACUCAAGAGUGAUGUUGAGCUUUAUAGUAGCUAGUUAUUAUAGUUUGCUAGGAUAAAAAAAUUUCAAGUACUGUCCCAUGUUUUCAAGAUUAAUUUUAAAAAAUGUUUUAAAAGUGUGUGUGUGUGUGUGUGUGUGUGUGUGUGUGUGUGUAAUAUGAGUACAUGUGCGUAUGUGGGUUAUGGAAGUCAGAGGACAGCUUUUGUGUUGGUCCUCACCUUUGACCAUGUUCACUGCUUUGUAUUGGGGGCCAGCUGACCCAUGAGCUUCUUGGGGUGCUGCUGUCUCUGCCUUCCAUCUCUCUUUAGGAAUUUUGAAAUUACAGACACAUAAAACAUGUGUCAGUUUUGCAGAAGUUCUGAGAUUUGAACUCAGGUCUUCAUGCUUGUUUGGCAAGCCUUUGGACCACCUUUCUAGUUUAAUGUUCUGUAUUUAAGAUCAGCACAUGAAUAAUAAUUCUUUAACUUAUGGGUAUUGCACAUGCACAUAUGCUUGUAUAUCACAUUUGUGCCUGGGGCCAAUGGAAGCCAGAAGAGAGUGUCAGACCCCUAGGAACAGGAGUUUCAUUCAGUUAUUUAUGAGUUACCAUGAAGGUGCUGGGAAUUGAACCCAGGUCUUCUAAGAAGAGCAGCUAGUGCUCUUAACCACUAAAAGACGACCUCUUUGGUCCCCUAGUGUUAUGUAGUUAAAGAUCUUAUUUAUUUACUUAUUUUUUGUUUUUCUGUGUAUGUGAGUGCAUGCACACAUUUAUACAGGCACACAAGUGAGUUUGCAAAGGCCAAAAGGAGGUUAGGUUCCUCAGAGUAAUGGGCAUUUACAUUUACAGAUCACUGGGCUUAUACGCUGAUGCUGGGAUCUGAACUUUGGUCCUCCAUUUGAGCAGCAAGUGCUCUUAACCACUGAGUCAUCUCUGCAGCCCUUUUCUAUAGUUUGGGAAGUAGUCCUCCAUGCUUUAUGUUAUGAAGGAGAUUUAAUAAACAGUAAGAAAUGCAUAAGUGCUUAAUUGUAUUUAUUUUUAUAAUAAUCAGUAAAUGCUUUUAAUUAACCAACUUCACACAUUCUGCCGUGGAAAUUUGUGGAGAUAGUAAAUUCUUAGUUACUUCAAAUUCAAGCCAGAUUCUUCAGUAUUUAUUCCUAUCUGCCCUCCAACUAUCCUGUUUUUCAUUUAGGGUGCUAGGGUAAGUUUUCUUCUUUCAUUUUUAUUUCCUUGAUUAAUGAUUUCACAUUUCUACUGGUUUUAAACUGUAUACAUCUCUAAGCUAAUAUCUGAAUUGUAGUAAAUAAUGAUACUUUCUGUAGUAAUUGAAAGUUGCUUGAAUGUUUCUAAUCCGAAGCGGUCCUAAUCUGAAGCAGUCCCUGGAGUGUUUAAAGCAAUUCUUUUAUUUCAUAAAUUGGUUGUUUACUUAAAAGUGAUGGAAAUUAUUAUUGGUUAAGUGAGAAAUGGCUCAAUGCUCUGACUUCUGCUCCUUUUCUUCUACAUAGACCCUGUUGCAUCUCCUGUAAGCAGUGUGUAAACUCUCCAUCUUCUGGGGACAGAGUAGGAAAUCCUGUUCCUAUAGAAUACACCUUGUGAAGAUUAUACAUCAAUAAUAAUAGGGUCAUCUAAUUUUGAAGAGCUUUAUAGAAAAGAAAAAAUGGAGACUACUGUGCUAUUUUAGUUUUGUAUAGUUUUCUUUCUUCACCGUGCAUUCUUAUUAUAUGCAGUAGUUGACCUUCCAUUUUAAUAUUACUACUAGCUGGUGUUUGUUUUGUUUUACUUUCUAUUGGUCUCUUUCACAGUAAGAGCAAGUAGUUGCAAGGUAUUUAAUCUAUUGAAUAAAUAAAUUGUUGGGCUUUGUUGAAAGUUUUUUUGUGUGUUGCAGGGAUAAAUGAGUAGUUCUUAUCUGUCUUAUAUUCAAUUCAUGCUCACAUUUUUUUCUUUAUUCAGAGGUGGUAAUUAAGCUAUUCUAAAUAAUCUGGCAGCUAUGGUGUUGGUAUAAGAAAUAGUAGCGUUAAGUUAAAGAUGAUGUAUCUUUAUUCUGCCACUAAUGUAUAACAUCUUUAUGAUAGUAAUAUGCCAGAAUAUCAUUUUUUCAUCUAUAAAACAACGAAUGACUUCUUUAUAGGAUUUUGUUAGUAUUAAAAAGGUAAUAUUUAAGCAUGUCCAGCAUGGUGUCUGGUACACCUAAUGUUCAAUAAAUGGUUGUCAUAUUAAAAACCAGAUAGCAGUGUAUUUUAGCUGCCUCCCUAGUUCUCCGAUUAAAGGCGUGUGCCAUUACCUCCCAGUUUUAGGGUGAUCUUAAUAAAACUCUUGAGUCACAAAAACUUAGAAUAAGAGUUAGGAUAUCACAAUUUAAGGCUCACUCCCCUUACAAAGUUUAUCUUAUUCUCUAGUGCCCUUGUCAGGUGUUUAUAUCUCAGCUGCUGUGGAGCUUUUUUCUUUGGACAAGACAUUAUGAUAGGUUUUCAGGGGACUUCUGAGUUGAAUAAGGUUCUUCAGUCUAGUGCCUGUGAGAAAUGGCAGUGGAGAUAGAUCGUGAAGGAUGACAUAGAAUAUGAAUAUUUACAGAGUUUCUGAUAACAGGAACCAGGUGGGACAAAGGAGAGGAGCUGAUUUGUUGCAGGAAGUCAUGAAUAUGGAUACUCCCAUGAGACUGGAUGAAGGAAAGUACAGGAGUAAUGAAGUGAAAGUUUCCUACAGUGUGACUUUCUGUAUCCAUCAAAUGAAUUGUUAAAUAUCUAACUGUGAUAUGAUCAAAUUUGCAUCAGAAAAUUAUAGGAAAAAAACAGCAAUAGAAUGAAACUUCUUUUCCCAUGAACUUCAGAUUGUAGUAAGAAUGUAAUUUAGUAUUUAAAUCAACUUAAAAAUACUUUAAAAGUGGAUUGGGGCUGGGGGUGGUGCCGCAUGCCUUUAAUCCCAGCGCUUGGGAGGCAGAGGGGCAGGCGAAUUUCUGAGUUCAAGGCCAACCUGGUCUACAGAGUGAGUUCCAGGACAGCCAGGGCUACACAGAGAAACCCUGUCUCAAAAAACAAACAAACAAAAAGUGGAUUGGAACACAGGCACAGAACAAGUUGCAAAAAUGACUAGGCAGAUUUGGCAGAGUAAUUUCUAAACAGGAAAAAGUGGUCCUUGAAAUUUACAUUUCAAAUGCAUUUGAAAAAGAAAUUUUGAAGAAACUAAUAGUAGGUCUUGGGAAAUUAAUCAGAUUACUACUAGUGUUCUAGAGGUAGAUAUGAAGAGAAAGUAAGAUACAGAGAACAGAAUGAGAAGUGCAGUGCAGUUGGUGUUCUAGAGAAGACAGUUCUUAAUCAUCAUUUCUAGUGUACAUCCUCUGAGAACACCAUCCAGGGAUAUGGAAAGGCGUUCACUAGAAACAGUGGAAAGCUAAGGACACUGGGAGAAAGCAACCUUUGAGCGUAUAUAAAGAUGAAAUGAUGGUUUUAGAUAGAUAAACUGAGUUGCUUACCACCAUAUCCUUUACUAAAGGAGCUUCUAAGAAACAUUUCUUAAGAUUGAAGGAAGCUGAACUCAGAAAGACUGAAGUACAAGAAGGAUAAACGAAAAAAUGGAAAUAUAUGAGUAACUAUUAGUAAACUAUAUUCAAUUUAUUUUAUAUUAACAGAGCAGUUACCAACUUUCAUCGUCAACCGUUGCAGAUAGUACAAUAAGAAUUUUUCAAGAGAAGCUGUAAUCUUAGCUCUCUCUCAAGAUUAUUUUCAUCUUACAAAUGUCUCUGAUAUAAUUUGAAAUGAAUGAAUGUCUUUUUAAAAAAUGUGUCUACUUGCAGGCUGCUGAGCUAAUUUUAAAUUUGAAUAAGAAAAUUUAAAAUGAAUCUAAUGGAACUAUGUUAACUGAUCUUGCUCCUUAGUUAUCAGUCUUUACUGUCAGUGUUUUACCAUUUGAAUCUGGAAUUGACUGGUGAGAAUGCUCAGCUUUCAUUGUACGCAUUAGAAGCCCGUUCCAAGUGCAUUGUUCCAAGUGCAUAUCCUAAUCCUGGAGAAGCACAGACAUAAUAAAAUGGAGCUUGAUGUUCUUCAUAUGGCCAAGGGCAUUGCAGCAGAAUAUAUAUCAUGUCCUUUAUAGCUUUAGCCUCAGAGAGGGGAAGUUGCUAGAGAGUGUUCUGUUUGCUUGCUUGUUUAACUGCUGAGCCCUUGGUAUUCUGUGAGAACAAUAUAUAGAAUUUUAUUAGUUGCCUUUAUUCAAAAUCAACAGUGAGUGUUCUACUCAUAUUCUAAUCUUUUUAAACAAACCUUUAAUUGUGAACUAAGUCUCAUGCUUGAUUUAACAUUUGUUGACUUUCCCAGAACCAUUUUUUCAUUCAUGUACAAGUAUUUGGUUGAGCCUCUCUCAGGUUCUACCACAUAUGUGAAAUUGCUGUUAAGUAAAUAAGACAUAAUAUCUUGUGUUCAGAAAAUUUUCUUUCUAGUGAAAAGCAGAAAUCAAACAAGUAUACAAAUUUUAAAAUUAUGAGUUUUCAGAGAAAACAAGGUGAAGUGAUAGAUUAAUUGAUUUAAAAGAUUAAUUGAUUGUCCUCACCUGAAUGAACAUAAAUUGCGAAGGCCACGGGGCAUAUUUGACUGAAUGUGGCAUCCUUUUCCAUAUGAGAGGAUAUAAUAUUAAAAUGAUGGGGAUUUUCAUUUUAUAAUGAUAUAAAAACUACAACAGCUCUUCACAAUUUAAAUGCUUAUCUUCCUUAACUCAGGGAAAUAUGUGAGAGGCCCUAUCCUAAUUUUUAUUUUAUAUUUGGCUCUAUAAUGUGGAGAACUCAGCCCCACAUUAAAACACUUGGUCACAGAUGUUUGAUUCAUCAGCUGUGUUAUGUGCUCUGUCCUUAUGUAUUUAGACAGUGGUGCCACUGUAUGUAAAAGCAGUACUUGUUAACUUUAGCAAGAUCUUUACAUAAGACAAAAGAUAAUACCAAAGAAUCUUGGUGUUUUAGAUAUACAAGAUAAUAUAAAGACAGUAGCUAUAGCCCCAAGCCAUGUUAGAGAAUUUAAACAUAAUAAUUUCUUUAGAAUAAACUGUAUUUUAUUGAUGAGCUGAUUAUUUAUAUAGGUUUUCUACACAGUAAAUUCUUUUUUCCACAAUGAAUUCUUUAAAAAUGUAUGAAAACAUUGUUUGUUGUUGAAACUUUAGUGUACAUAUAUUCUUUUCGCGGAAUUUUUACUCCUGGCUUCUUUGAGAGUAAAGCUGUAGAAAUCUCUGCCAUGGUUUUUGUGGAUUGUGAAAACAAUUGAGAAGCUGUAAUUACAAUAGAUGGGUUCUCUAACUGUCUUGUGGAGUCUUUUCCUCAGUGUCACCAUAGGUAGUAAAAUGUGAUUGCAAUGUAGAAGACUUUUCUCUCUAAAGAAGACCAGUGAUCCCUUUAAGAAGGGUCAUUGUGAAUUUCUUGUUGUAAUUGCAGAAUGAGUGAGUUUGAAUAUGAAGGAAGAAGAGCCUAAAUAGGAGAGAUGCUCUGGGGCUGCCUUUCUCUACAAAAGACUGGAAAAGUAAGAAGAGCUUUCCUGCCUUUUUAAUUACCAAACUACUCUCAAUUUUCAUUGAAACAAUUCAAAGAAAGAAUGCAGUCUUUCUAUACCUGACUCAAGAAUGAAUAAUCCAUCAGAAACCAAUAAAUCAUCUAUGGAGAGUGAAGAUGCCAGCACAGGCACACAAACCAAUGGUCUGGACUUUCAGAAACAGCCCGUGCCCGUUGGAGGAGCGAUCUCCACAGCCCAGGCCCAGGCCUUCCUCGGACAUCUUCACCAGGUCCAGCUAGCUGGGACAAGUUUACAGGCUGCUGCUCAGUCUUUAAAUGUACAGUCUAAAUCCAGUGAAGAGUCGGGAGAUUCGCAGCAGUCGAGCCAGCCUUCUUCCCAGCCGCCUUCAGUGCAGUCAGCCAUUCCCCAGACCCAGCUAAUGCUGGCUGGGGGACAGAUAACUGGGCUCACGUUGACCCCAGCCCAGCAACAGUUACUGCUACAGCAGGCGCAGGCCCAGGCCCAGCUCCUGGCCGCUGCAGUGCAGCAACACUCCGCCAGCCAACAGCACAGUGCUGCUGGGGCCACCAUCUCAGCCUCCGCCGCCACACCCAUGACGCAGAUCCCCCUGUCUCAGCCCAUACAGAUUGCACAGGAUCUUCAACAAUUGCAACAGCUUCAGCAGCAAAAUCUCAACUUGCAACAGUUUGUGUUGGUGCACCCAACCACCAACCUGCAACCAGCACAGUUUAUCAUCUCACAGACCCCCCAGGGCCAGCAGGGUCUCCUGCAAGCGCAAAAUCUUUUAACGCAACUACCUCAGCAAAGCCAAGCCAACCUCCUACAGCCACAGCCAAGCAUCACCCUCACGUCCCAGCCUACCACCCCAACUCGCACAAUAGCAGCAGCCUCAGUUCAGACACUUCCACAGAGCCAGUCAACACCAAAGCGAAUUGACACUCCCAGCUUGGAGGAGCCCAGUGACCUUGAGGAGCUUGAGCAGUUUGCCAAGACUUUCAAACAAAGACGAAUCAAACUUGGAUUCACUCAGGGUGAUGUUGGGCUCGCUAUGGGGAAAUUAUAUGGAAAUGACUUCAGCCAAACCACCAUCUCUCGCUUUGAAGCCUUGAACCUCAGCUUUAAGAACAUGUGCAAGUUAAAGCCCCUUUUAGAGAAGUGGCUAAAUGAUGCAGAGAACCUCUCAUCUGAUUCUACAGCAUCUAGCCCAAGUGCUUUGAAUUCUCCAGGAUUGGGGGCUGAGGGCUUGAAUCGUAGGAGGAAAAAACGCACCAGCAUAGAGACCAACAUCCGUGUGGCCUUAGAGAAGAGUUUCAUGGAGAAUCAAAAGCCUACCUCGGAAGACAUCACCUUGAUUGCUGAACAGCUCAAUAUGGAAAAGGAGGUGAUUCGUGUUUGGUUUUGUAACCGCCGCCAGAAGGAGAAAAGAAUCAACCCGCCCAGCAGUGGUGGGACCAGCAGCUCACCUAUCAAAGCAAUUUUCCCCAGCCCAGCCUCAUUGGUGGCAACCACUCCAAGCCUUGUGACAAGCAGUACGGCAACUACCCUCACAGUCAACCCUGUCCUCCCUUUAACCAGUGCUGCUGUGACUAAUCUCUCUCUUACAGGCACUACAGACUCGACGUCCAACAACAACACGGCCACGGUGAUUUCCACAGCACCCCCUGCUUCCUCAGCAGUCACAUCCCCUUCCUUGAGUCCCUCUCCCUCUGCCUCGGCCUCCACCUCAGAGGCCUCCAGUGCCAGUGAGACCAACACGACACAGACCACCUCCACGCCUCUUCCCUCCCCUCUCGGAGCCAGCCAGGUGAUGGUGACCACGCCCGGCUUACAGACAGCAGCCGCCGCUCUCCAAGGAGCGGCACAGUUGCCAGCAAACGCCAGUCUUGCUGCUAUGGCUGCUGCUGCGGGACUCAGCCCAGGCCUCAUGGCACCCUCACAGUUUGCUGCUGGAGGUGCCUUACUCAGUCUCAGUCCGGGGACUCUGGGCAGUGCUCUCAGCCCAGCCCUAAUGAGCAACAGUACACUGGCAACGAUUCAAGCUCUUGCUUCUAGUGGCUCUCUUCCAAUAACGUCUCUGGAUGCAACUGGGAACCUGGUAUUUGCCAAUGCAGGAGGAGCCCCGAACAUCGUGACUGCACCUCUGUUCCUGAACCCUCAGAACCUCUCUCUGCUCACCAGCAACCCAGUAAGCUUGGUUUCUGCCGCUGCAGCCUCCACAGGGAACUCUGCACCUACAGCCAGCCUUCAUGCCUCCUCCACCUCAACUGAGUCCAUCCAGAGCUCUCUGUUCACAGUCGCCUCUGCCAGUGGGCCUGCUUCCACCACCACAGCUGCCUCCAAGGCACAGUGAGCUGAGUGCAGAGCUGGGUUGCCACAGGCUUUCCUCACUACAGGGUGAUAGGCUGGCUACCAGCUGCUUAAGAAAAUGACACCUGUCAUUGGCUUCCUCCCACCAUGUUGUGAGGAGGAAGAAGACAUGGAGAGAAGAAAAAAUUACACAUACCAGAAAAAGGAAAGAAUGGAGACAGGACAGCAUUUGCCUAAUUUUAUAAUAAAACAAUGUCUUUUCAGGAUUGCUUCAUGGAUUGGAGAACUUUCUAACCAAAAAUUUUAAAAGAAAAAAAAAAAAAAAGAAACAAAAACAGACAGACAAAACUAAGUGAAAGGCCUACUUACCAUGUCCAGCAGUCAUGACGACAAGCUAAGGUGGGUCACCAGUUCCAGGAGAGGAAGGGGUCUUUUUCUUUUUCUUUCUUUCUUUUAUGUUAUUGUUUUGGUUUGGUUUUUUUGGUUUUUUUUUUUCUUUUAAAAAAAAAAUCAUUUUUAUAGGUCUGUUGUACAGACCAUUAAGUCAUAACAAGGUGUUUAUAAUCAUAUCAAUUGUGUUGGGGGUUCCUUUCUUAACUGGUACAAUUUAGGCAGGCCUGUAUUACUGUAUCUCUGAUAUUGUUUGUUUAUACAUAUAUAUAUAUAUAUAUAUCUAUAUAUAUAUAUUGAACAUGUUUAUCUCUUGCUCCUGGAUCCUGUUUCAGUGAGCGCCCACACUGUGGGGAGGGAGGGUUUGGGAUCAAGGGAGACUUAGGUCCUUAACUCCUGGGAAUGUUCGUGCUGGUUUCCUUAUCCUUGGUGACUCUUACAGAGGUGCUAGAAAACGAUUUUCUUUUGCCACUUAUGCAAGAGGCUUGGUGCAGAAGCUGAAGGCAGUGUGUGCAAACACUUCUGCCUUACACACGCCCCUCCCCAUCAGGCGGUGCCUUUGGAGCACUUGUGUGUAGGAAGGAAUUCCUGCUGAGCCGUGGCUCUCACUCACCCCGAAUCAUUGAGCAGCCUGAGGCCCAGACCCUGUGGUGCAACAGUGACGCUUCCUUCUACUUCCCAUGGGAACAGCUGUGCCUGUUGCAGGGCAGGGUUUGGUUCCGAAGAGCAAAGACUACUGCAGACACCUGACUUGGUGGCUCUCCUGAUUUCUUAUCUCUUAAAAAAAUGCUCCUACUGUUAGUGUUUGUUUGUUUGCUUGUUUGUUUUUUCAUUUUAUGAAAAAUUUUCAUCCAAACUUCCUUUUAUUUACUUGGUCAGAAUCGAAUUGGCAUACUGAAGUUGUGCGACAGUUCUCUCCCUUGUUUUCUAAAGCAAUUCUGUUGAACUGUUUUCUACUAACGAGGUAUCCCAGAGAGGUCAGUAUGAAGAGCCUGAGCGAGUGUACCACCGUUCUCUAGAGAGUCACAGACUUCCUGUCCACUGAGUGGGUCACAAGUUUCUCCAAGCCUGAGAGUCUCCUCAGUCCCCUGACUGACAGAGGCCCUUUCCUGGCUGGGCAAGGGAUCUGUGGAACUUCAGAGAGAUGCUGAGCAAGAACUUCUCAGCCUCAAGUGUCUCUUGGUUGGUUAGGCCCCUGCUAAGUAGAUCUGAUGACGACAUGCAUCUCCUAUUUGAUGUAAAAAGUGAUUUCCUCCUGUAAUUGCUUUCAGGGUGUUUCUAGACUACAUAAAUGAGCCCAUUGAAAAGGAAGAACUUGUGAAAAUGGAUGAAGAUGGAUGAGGGCAAUUUAGAGACUAAAUUCCCCCAUUUGUCAAUAUCCUAUUAUUAUACUAUCUGUACCAGAAUUUUUACAAAUGACGGAAUCACUGCAGUGAAGCUCUGAGUUGCCCUUACUGGAGUUAAAGGUUCCCAUUUGGCGUCUGAGGGCACUUGCUUCAGUUCCUGGUGGUCUGCACUUUGAGCUGGGAGUGACUCUCCUUCUGAUUGCUUUGCUUUGCCGCAGGAAACUGUGCAUUUGUUUCUCUGCAGAGAAAAAGUUCAGCGAGGCAGUAGCAGACACAGAUGUGUACCUUUUUUGUUGUUGUUUCUCAGUUGGGAGAAGGUCAUACUAAUAUUAAAGGUCAAAAACAUUUUGAUCCCUUUAAUUUUUUUUAGUUCCUUUUGGUUAUUUCCCAGAGUAUUUAAUUUUCACCCCUGAAUAAUUUCUUUUACCUUUAACUUUUCCUAAAAUCCCUCCAAAAAUCAGUGAACUGCAAGCAGGGAAACUCACAGAUGCUCAUCCACCUAUUUUGUAUGGUGUGGGUGUUUUGUUUGUUUUGUUUUGUUUUUUAAACUAAGCUUGAACCAAAGUCAAUUCUUAGCAAGCUGCUGUACUAAUGGACUAAUGGUUAUAAUGUGCAGUUCAAACACAGUGAGGAGAUAGAUGCUACUGACAAUUCUUACUCAUUUUUCUUGAUUAAUUUUAUGUGAAAGUUGCUGCUUGUUUUUAUCUUUUAUGUUGGUAAAUUGUAAUAUCCUCUGGGCAGACAUUACCUUGAUUUUAGCUAGUUUGUUUAAGUCAGUGUGUAAAUAGGAUGGCGUGCCAGUUACUACUUCUCCCCUCCCCACCAGCCUUUCUCUCUUGUUAAUUUAAUGUUUUCUCUUGACUUAACACUCUAAUCUUAGUCUGCAUGUGGUUUUAGGCCUGUCAAUACUGUUUCUGCCCUAGCAGAGAGUCCCUCCCUUGGGAGUGAGGAGGUUAGGAAGAAUUCAGGGAGAGAAAUGCUGAUUACCUACCAGACAGAUUAGCAGUUAUAGCAUUAAUUUCCAGAAUUGCUACCAAAGGAAGUAGAGAGUCCCAAGAGGCUCUGGCCCGGGGACUAAGGAGGACAGAGGGACUGUUUUGUCAUACGUGGUUAAAAGGAUCUUUUUCCCAAAUAAGAGUCCCCUACAGACUUUGAUUUUAAAAAUGAUACUAAGUUUUAUGUUUUUGUCAAUCCUUCCUCUGUAGUCUCUAGUGGGUUUGAGAAAGGAUUGCUGCCUUUUUAUGUAGUUAAUUUUUUGAGGAUAGACUUUAAAACCAGCAUAAAUACUGUAUUGAGAAGAAAAGGAUCUUUAGAUAAAGAUAACUUUAAUUUUUUCCUACCCUUUUUCAUGUGUUUAAAAUUAAAUUGUAAAAUGAAAGGUACUUUAUACAUAUGUAUACAUGAAACACUACUAAAGUUUUCUGGUGGGUGUUCAGGCUAAAAUACCUUCCGUGACCAUCCCUAAAUGGUCGUUAACCUACUAUACACAAACCCUUGGGUAGUUUUUACUUGAUACCAUUUUUUUUAAUGAUCUCAAAUGCUUUUUAAACUGACAACUGUCUUCUAAGGUAAAGUACUCAGACUUAAAGGUUCAGCUGCCUUUUAUGAAAGAAUGUAGAAACCAAAGAGGUUAUUUGACUAAAAGACACAUACAGUUGAGUUUCUACAGUUCCUGAGUAAACAGGUUGUUAAACCUGUUAGUUCAUUCUCCUUUUCUUCCCCUUGAUAUUUAUGCUUGCUUUAUUUCAUCCCUAAAUUUAGUUAACACAUAGUAAGCCAAAGACUAAUUCUAAAUACAUUUAGGGGAUACUAUAUUUGCCUGUGAUAAUGGGCCCUCCCUGGAGAGUAGUGAAUGUAAUUGUUUAAUCCUGUUUAAGCAAUGCAGUUUGGCAUAAACUUUAUUUAUUUCCUGUGUAAAUCUAAAUGACAACAGAAAAAUCUAUAAGGUUUCUCACAAGAGCAGUCUUACUGUUGUAGGAAUAGUAAGUGCUCUGUUACCUUGAAUGUCUCUGAAGCCCUAUAGGCAGCUCCAUAAAAUGAGGAAACAUUAUUCCUAGCCAUUUGCUUCCUUAAUGUGUUGUCAGAAAGGUCAGCCCCGUCCUGUGUCUGUAACUUGUUACUCCAAAAUGGAACCAAAGGAAUCCGGCUUUCAGCUUGUGGAGGACCAGCCUGUUUAUAUUCUCAUAAGCUUUAUUAGAAAUUGUUAAAGGGAUAUCAGUGAAAAGGUUUUAGGUGUGAUCAUCUUGCCAACAUGUUCUAUAUCAUCAUCCAUUUGUUUUAGGGAAAAAGCACAAUUAUACCUCUCUAAUAUUAUUGUGUCUAUUAUCUAUUCUUCAAUUAUUUGAAAAAUAGGGGAAAUAAUCUCUUCACUAUCCAGAAGCACAGGUUUUUGCUUGACAAUAUUUCAGUUCAGCUCAGUCAUUAUUAACAUUUAACUUGCUGGAAAUGCCAGGUACAUUUAUAAAUAUAGGGAUGUUAUGUAAGGAAAAAAUACUAUAGUUCCUAGUCUGAAGUUCUUCUUAAGCCAUGUCAUCCUCACAAAUCUUUCUUGACCAAAACAAAGAGACAUCUAUUUUCUGUUCUUCCCCAAGAGGGGAGAAAUGCUGCCCUAGUGUGCAGGAGACAGUGUCCUGCUGGCAGCCUGGGUUGGCCCUGGCCCUGAGGAACUCACGGACCAGUCUAUAACCUGAGCAUGUGGUGAGGCAGAAAGAAGGGCCUCAGCAGCUCAGCAAGAGAGCUUGAGCAGAAACUUUACGUUGGCUUCUGAAGCUGAUGAACAUAAAGUGUACUUAUUCCUCAAACUCUAUUAGAACUGUAAACAUUUAAGACUACCAGUACUAAUGUAAGGAAAAUACUUAAAAGACCUGAAACCCAUAGUUAUACAAGUGGGCAGAAAUUGAUGUAGUAAUUUAUUUAUAACUGUUAUGAGUUCACUUUCAUUUGUGGAUAUGAACAGUAUUUACCAUGUUAUAUUGUCCAUAUAAAGAGAUCCAUGACUAUUUUGAAGUCAUUUUCAGAUACUUGUAAAAAUAAGACUUCCCUAAUAUUUUGAUUUUGAAGAAGAAAAGCAAUUCUUCUUUGCCAUUCCUCUGAGAAUAAAACACUGUUCCACAGGUUUGCAUGGAUUGCACACACAAGCAUAAAUAGAAAAGGCGGAAAUAAGGUCCUUUGAUUAUUAAAGGUUGAUGGAAUAAUCUUUGCCUCAUCCUCUAAUUCACCAAUGGAAAGUAAGUGUAAGGUUCUAGCAGGGUGGUCAGGAAACCUCUUCCUCAGCAUUCGUCCAGUUCAUACCCGGUGUAUGGUAGGAUUUGUGAACUGGGUUUCUUCCAACCAUCAUUCUCUUCAUGAACCAAUUCCUUAGUUUGACCCUUCUGCUCUUGGCCUUUGCUGGAAGCAGUAAACUUGAGUAUAUCACGUGUCGAUUCAGUGAUCUGGAUCUCUCUGUCUCUUUUCCUUCUCUUAUUCAUUUGAGUGGUGGUACCUUAUUCUGUGAGAAUAAUGCUCAUGGGGAACAGCUUCUGGCACCUUCAUAAAAUACCUCAGCAUAGCUUAGCAUUGUUACAGAACUGGUUUUAGACUGAAAAACCAAAUAAGUAUAAGAAAAAAUCUUUAUAAAUAGUGGAAAUAAUUCUAGCUGUAGUAUUUAGUUGAACUAAUGUUUAUUAUGAUUGUUAAACAUGAUUGAUGCUGUAUGUAUUUGGGGUCCUGUUUAUAGAGUUAGGGAGGGUUGGGUUGGGAGAAAGGAGAAAUUGAUUAUGUUAGAAGGAAAAUAUUGCUUGUGUGUAUUUGUUUUUCUUUAUAUCUGUCUUGCCAAAGGAAACUUGAUAUUCCCUAUGAAUGGGUUGGGGGUUUGAGGCCUCUCUGUGAUCUGAUAUGCAGCACAGUAUGCAGAACCAUGCAGGUGAUGUGUGGGGUGUCCAGUGGGUUCAGGAUGCCCAGGCACAGGUUACAACCCUCCCUGUCUGUGGCUGUCAUGCCCUUGCCCCAAGACCUGCCAGGCUCUCCUGACGAUCCAUUACCUCUGUGCAUAGCUAAAGCUUAGGCAAAGGAAGAGUGUGCACGUGUCCAGGUGUGCAGAUGAAAAGACAGAUAUGAACGUGAACCCGAGGAAUGGAGCGGUGAGUGAUGUAUCUUGAGCUCGGAAAAUUAACAUGAAAUGAGUCAUCUUUUGUCAUGUUAGUGAUUGCUGUGCUAGUAGUAGCCCAACAUUUUUAAAACUUUAUUUCCUUUUCUUAUACCAAGGAUAAUUUUGUCUAGACCAAAACACAAAAGAAAACCAAGCCAAGAAGUUGAAAGCUAACACAAGUCAAAAGCUAACCCUACCCUGUACUAAGGUGGGGCAUUUAAGGACUGGGUGAUGAGAUGGAAGAAGAGUUGUUCUUCCUUUUGGGAAAUGUGAAUAAGAAAUUAUGUUGGUUUAGGAAAAAAUUAAAAACCUUUCUGCCCUUGUUCUGUCUGGGACAGACUUUCUUAGCUCCCUGAGUUCUAAUGUAAACUAUAUCUCAAGAACUAAUUUUUUAUCUCACAGAACUUGAGUGGGAUUUGAUUUUGAUACCAAAGACAACUGCUAAACCAUUGCUUCUCAAGUUUUCCAGACACUCAAAGGCCAUAGAGCAAACACUGAGGUUGGAAAGCUUCGUCUCGUCUCUGUUCUCCCCAUCGGCCUCACCCCUUCCUCACUUUUGGAAGAUGUCUUUUUGGUUACUCUAGCUUUGGGAAGAGAUUGGUUUUGUUCCUCCCUGCUGCUCGGUUGAGAUUGGUAGAGUUUGCUCAGCAUAACACUGAUACUCUGACUGAGAAAGAAACUUGGAGUGCAAAAAAUAGUAGUAGAACUUUUACUUACCUUUAUCUAGUUCAUACAAAUAAAACUAGGCCAUCCAACCUGUUGGAGUACCAGUCAGGAUUUAGUUAGGAAGAGCAGACUACAGCCGAAUGACAUCUCCUUCCUCUCCUGUAGAGCUGUUUUUGCUGCACAGUGUGUUAGGAUACGGCUGCUGGGAGGCUAAGAGGCUUCUUAUGUCGGCAGGCUUUAGAUAAACAGACAGUGAGAGAGGAAAGACCAACAACCAUGAUCAGGUUGCUAAAUUUCAUGAAAGCUUUACUUGUUAUCAUUCUGACAUUAUGUAAGUAGUGUUAGUGCUGUGUGGUUUUUUCUAAGCGUUAGGUAGGUUUGUAUGGUAUAGGGAUAUUGAAGAUAAGAGCACGGAAACAAAUGCUGUGAGAAGCAGUGUGUGGGUCGUGAACACCAUUUCAGCUGUGAAAGGGACGCUCCCAGGUUCAGGGAGGGAAACAGUUUGUGAUCUUUCUGCAUCCCUCAGUCUGCCCACGCUGCACAGAGCUCUACCACCCUUGCCACGUCCUGGUUCAAAUCCAGAACCCUGUCAGAAAGUUAAGAAACUUUCCAAACUAAUGUACCGGAGGAGGGAGGAGCUGAGGUCCGCUGCAAAGUUGUUCAUCACUGCAACAGCCACAACCUCACAAAAGCAGCUAGAAGCUUCUUUGCUAAAUUGGCAAUGCUAUUGAUCACUACAUCCCAAGGUCUGCAGGCAGCUGGUGACAGUGCAGUUCCAACAGUGCAGCAUCUGCAUGGGAGAUCUUUAUGUGAUCUUGUUAGAGAAAAAGUAGACAGCCAAUGCCCAUCCAUCCCAGAGAGUGUCUAAGAACUACAGGAGGAAACAAAAUGUUCUCACACGGGUGUGACAGUGUCUCUGAGGAGCACUGUGAUAGGCUGGGUGGGUUCCAUUCCUACAUGAGUCUGCAGAAGGCACGUGUUGUUUGUAAGAGUGACAUGAACUAGUUAGUGCUAGCCUGGUUAGAUUUAAAGUUGCAAACUGUGGGAGUGGGGGUAGUGUGUUCAACAAGACUGACCAUAUUACAACAUUGACUUUCUACAAUAUAGAUGGUAAAUGGUGAGAGGAAGACUUCUUCCCACUGCUUACCUCUGCUUCCAUGGGAAUGUGUGCAUUACUCAGUCCACAGGAGGGCUCACUGAGGGAAGUGUCCUGCCCCUAGAGUGGCCCUCAGCCAUUGCUCUCCUCUGUGGUAGUGAAGGCUAGGUGAGUAAGAGUGGGGGUUUCUGCCCACCACCUGUCCAGGAGCUGUCGUAUACCUCAUUUCUAACUCUAACUCGCUUUAACUUCCUCUCAACCCUACAGAGUUGCCAAGUCUGCCCUCCCUCUUCUCAGCAACAUUAAACUCUGGCCUAUAGCAUCAUAAGACCUGUCGCCUGGGGUGGGACUGUCCCGCCCCACCCCACCCCAAAGCCUCUGAAUGUCUCUGCUUUUAAGCUACUAGAAACUGAGGGCAAAUUGCAAUCUCCUGUUUGUCUUUGUUGCUAGGGGUCCUCACAGGUUUUUUACCAUGUCCCCACCACCUUGCCUUCAAGGAUGGCCAGCUCUCCUCUCCCCAUCCACCCUGUAUUUCAAAGUGCUGGAUAGACAGCAGCUUCUGUCCUUGCUUUUCCAAGUGGUCUCAAGGCUGACCUUUCCCUUCUGAAGCCUUGGGGCUCUGCUCAUUGCCAGGACUUGGUAGAAAGGACACGAAGGUUCAUUUAAGCUGACCUAAGCUACACAUUUCACUUGUUUCCCGUGUGACAUGACCAAAAAGAAUUCCAAAUAUUUAAGUUUAUUAUUAAUAUAUUAUAAUAAUAGUUAUUAUUAUUUGACAAUCUUAUAUCCGACGGGCUUUCUGGAAGCUGCUUCUCCGGCCCUUUCAACGUUUUCUUUGAAUGUAGUUCUUAACUUGCAAUUUCCACCCCCAAAGUUGGAGGGGGGGAAAGCUCAGCCAGGUCAGGUCAUAAUACUGCUGCUAUAAGCCAGGGGAGGGUGGUUUCUUUGAUUUGUUUUGUUUUUCCAUUUCCAGCCAAAACCAAAGAUUUCUUAAUGAUUGUAUAAACUCAAAACAAACAAAAAAACCAAAGAAAAGGGAAGUCUUCGGCCCCAAUGCAGUCUGUGGCGUCCUGGCACUUGGAGGCAUGCCAAAGGGUAGGUGGGGACACCUGGCCAGCUCAGAGGGGCAGGCAAGUCUUUUCUAAGUUGAGAGAUUCAUUCAGAUGCAUGCCCAGGAGUUUUGGCCCUUGCUCACUUCUGAGUAGAGCAUGCAUGAAAGAAAUUGGAACAUCAGAUUUUUCAAAAGUCCCAUCCUCACCACAACUCAUGUGACAGCAGCCAGGGUCAUCACCAGAGCUGAGCACAGGGCCUUAGAGCUGGGAGCUGCUACUGGGUGGCCAUGGACUCCACAGAGUGGGGAUGCUGAAGACGCUGGCACAGGAUUGGCUACUCUGCUGGGUGCUUUCACCUUUGGGGCGGGCUCUUAACCCAAGGGUCCUUGUGAGUUCUGAACCUUCUCUCUCUCUUCUGUUCCCGAACUGCACUGCUUGGAAGUGGCUGUCCUGUUUGUGAGGAAACAUGCAGAACAAUUGUCAAACUUUUUUUUAAUCUUGUUUCUAGUUUUGUUUCCUUUUGCAGCACCACUGUGCAACUAUGCAUUGUAUUUCAUAACCUUUGUGCUAGGUAGACGCCUGUGACUUUUUAACUUGGGGGUGGGUGGGUUGCGGGUUGCAAAUGAAGGAAAUUUUUACAUGGAUCUUUUUAAUCUCAGUUGAUUGGGGGAGGGGGGUUUUGGUUCUAGGGUCAUACAAGCUCUAUCCCAAAGCAAAAUCCAAAUGUUAAUAAUACUAGCCUGAUGCAGAUACCAAAGACAAUUUCUUUCCUGCAGAACCUUAGACUUGUGUACUAAGUACGAUUAUCCGGCACUUGCAUUAGUCUAACCUCAGUAAUUCCAAAGCUUAGAUGUAUAUUUUGGUAUAUUUCCAGGAUAUUAAAAAAAAUGUCGUUUAACUUCUUGUUUGUUUCAGUGUAAUGCUCUUAAAGUCAUCGCAUGAAAUAACUGCGCUGUCCUAUUCUUGGUAGUUUGAAAUAAUAGUAUUUUUGUAUGUUUUGGGUGUGUCUGUAUGUAUUAACAUAACAGUUUUCACUGCCUAGGUGUUCAUAUAAAAGUGAGAGGUUCUGAGUGUACAUACUAUUAAAUAACAAUCUCUACCAGUGUCCACGGAGUGUCUGGAGGCACUGAUGACUGCCCAGCUGGGAUCUGGUUUUAAAGAGACGGUGAUUGUGUUUUCUAAAGAUGUUUGCUUCUGUCUUUAAAUAUCUUAACUUCCCCACUUGUUUUUUCCUACUUUUUUAAUUACUAUUGAUUCAGGGGUGUUUUUCCACUGUUGUCAAGGGAGGAACACAAGGGAACUGGCACCUUGGCCUCCCAAAAUAUGUUAUUUUAUGUAUUUUAAAAUGUGAGUUUUGAGUUCUUCUUUGUGGAAACUUACAACAUGAUGUACAUGAUUCUUUCCGGAGUUGCCCAGCAGCUUUAAUGAGGCAGCAGCAGCAGCCGUUCCUGGGUAGUUUAUUGGGUGUCCUCUGACAUUUCUCCUUAAGAUGAAUUUGCAGUCUGGGUGGCUAUUGUGUAGCCUCACUGCCCCAGAACGUCUGUAGCCAUUUCCCCUUCAAUGGGGAUAUUUUAUAAGAUUCAGCUGAUAGCUCGGAGCACUGGCCCUGUUAUCUGUGCCCAUGGGAAAUGUGUUUUUCUUGAUUUGGAAAACCUGAAACCCAAACACUUCUACUAACUGGGCAUAGCAGAUAGCUCCUGAGGCCUGGGGAAGUGGUGACUGUGAGAGGUGCUGUCUCUUUAAAAAAAAAAGUGCCCUUUUUGUGAGCCCCUCCGGGGAUCACCAGAGGGCGGGGCUUGGGAGAGAUUGUGUGGGCGCCAGUGAAUCAGAGUGAAAUGCUGGGUUUUAUGUAGAUGCAUUUGUCUGCUGUAAUUUUUUAUAUAUAUUAAACUUACUGUAACUGUACAGUUCCCAUUUCUGUUGUAAAACAUUAAACCAUUUUCCAAGUGUUUUCA
Messenger RNA from Mus musculus (house mouse), 35403 nucleotides. It is a transcript of the gene Pou2f1, whose product is annotated as POU domain, class 2, transcription factor 1. Gene Ontology annotation, molecular function: DNA-binding transcription factor activity; DNA binding; DNA-binding transcription factor activity, RNA polymerase II-specific. Gene Ontology annotation, biological process: regulation of DNA-templated transcription. The record is from RefSeq and is a predicted model, not a curated record. Bases 22575 to 24815 code for a protein of 746 amino acids. NCBI's taxonomy places the organism in Eukaryota, Metazoa, Chordata, Mammalia, Rodentia, Muridae. Gene Ontology annotation, cellular component: nucleus. The transcript has 17 exons.